Molecule: messenger RNA, 1327 nt
Organism: Sturnus vulgaris (Common starling)
Lineage: Eukaryota; Metazoa; Chordata; Aves; Passeriformes; Sturnidae
Gene: ADAT2
Product: adenosine deaminase tRNA specific 2
Biological process (GO): tRNA wobble adenosine to inosine editing
Cellular component (GO): cytoplasm; nucleus
Molecular function (GO): zinc ion binding; tRNA-specific adenosine-34 deaminase activity
Source: RefSeq, a predicted model, not a curated record
GAUGGACCAGGCGCUCGACGUGGCUAAGGAGGCGCUGGAGAAAGGGGAGGUUCCCGUGGGCUGCCUGCUGGUCUACAACGGCGAGGUCAUAGGCAGAGGCAGGAACGAGGUCAACGAGACCAAGAACGCUACUCGACAUGCAGAAAUGGUGGCAAUCGACCAGGUCCUUGACUGGUGCAAGCAACACAAGAGGGAUUAUAGGGAAGUGUUUCCACAGUUGGUGUUGUACGUAACUGUAGAGCCCUGUAUCAUGUGUGCCGCUGCCCUGCGCUUGAUGAAAAUUCCACGGGUCGUGUAUGGCUGUCGAAAUGAGCGAUUUGGAGGCUGUGGCUCCGUUUUGAGCAUCUCAUCUGAUGAUAUGGUGGACUCAGGAGACCCAUUUGAAUGCUCUUCUGGCUAUCGUGCUGAAGAAGCAGUGGAAUUGUUAAAAGCUUUCUACAGACAAGAAAAUCCCAAUGCACCAAAAUCAAAAGUACGGAAAAAGGAUCGUCGUCAGUAGCCCUACACUGGUGGGACACAGAAAUUAACCAGAAAAUGAUAUGUGAAGAUUUCUUCAGCAUGCUGCUUUUUAAAAAUAUGCAGUUCAAUCAAACGAUGUUUUAUUUUCUCUACAGAGUUUUUACUAAUAGGAUACUUAGUACCUGUUCCUGCAUUUCUAUAUUUAUGAUUUCUUUUUAUCAGGCCAAAACAAAAGAGUAAAUGGCUGUUUUAGAAAGAGGGAAAUUGGUGGUUCAAGUCCACUUGUUUACAAACAGAUCCAUUAAAAUGGUGCUUUUUUUCCUUCUGUGUAUGGAGAAGCAUCUUGCUUUUCAAUAGCAAAUGUUUGCUUAGGCAAGCAAGUAACUCUCCUGGAAGGUUACAUUUAUAAGUCCUUUAUAGUCUGUGUGUGUAUAUUUAUUCAAAAGGCAUAUAAAGCAAUUGUACACUCCUUGAAGACUUAGGACCACUGCAAAUGUUUCCUCAUUUUUUCCUACCUUAGCACAAGCCAGAUUUUCAGAGGUAAUUUCUGAAAGUCACAUACCUGUGUAGACAGGGACAUAAACACAAUCACAUGUCUGUUAGUGUGUGCUGUUGCUUAAUAAGGAUAAGCAAAUAUCACUUGGCUGCACAGCACCUUCAUACAAAGUUGUGGAGAAACUCUCCACAGCUCUCUUUAGACUGUCCACUCUUCUUGUGAAUAUCAGUGUAAGAAAUAUUUUAUUUAUAAGAAUCCACUAAGAAGUUGUUCUCAGCUCUUAAAUUACAGUAACCAAGAUGGGCAGAUGCAAGUGAAAACCAGGAAAUGAAGUUGGUAAUAACAUGAAUAAAAUAUAUUUAAGAUAUUUAU